AUGAUCCCCCAGAUUCAUGAAAUCCUAGGCCAGCUCGACAAACCGUUCACCGGCGAAGAACUGUUCGACCAUCUGCCGGACAUUGUGUUUUUCAUUAAAAACACCCAGGGCCAGUACCUCGUCGUCAACAACACGCUCGUGCAACGCUGCGGAGCCCACGAGAAAGCUGACCUGAUCGGACGUACGCCUGGCGAGGUCUUAAGACCGCCACUUGCGCAAAGUUUUGAGGACCAGGACCGUAAAGUGCUCGCCUCAGGGCAGCCCCUUGUCGGGCAGUUAGAACUGCACUUCUAUGCCACGCGCGACGUUGGCUGGUGUUUAACGAGCAAGCUUCCACUGCGAAACAAAAACGGAGACGUGGUCGGGCUUGUCGGCGUUUCGCAAGACUUGCGUCUGCCUGACCUGGCGACCGACGAAUACCAACAUGUGAUCGACGCCAUCAAUCACGCCGAGGCCCAUCUCGACAACCCACCGAGCGUGUCGGAACUGGCCGAGAUCGCCGAGAUGUCCCCUUAUCAACUCGAUCGCCGCAUGCGACGCGUGUUCGGUCUGACCACCGGGCAGUGGCUAUUGAAGCUGCGGAUCGACUUGGCCCAACGCCGACUUAGCACAUCGGACGAGUCAAUCUCGCAGAUUGCCAUGGAAGCAGGUUACGCCGACCAAAGCGCCUUUACUCGGCAAUUCCGCCGCGCAACAGGGAUGUCUCCCCGCGACUACC
Symbiodinium sp. CCMP2456 is the source of this 718-nucleotide messenger RNA. NCBI's taxonomy places the organism in Eukaryota, Dinophyceae, Suessiales, Symbiodiniaceae. The record is from the annotation of a GenBank genome assembly.